AUGGACGGGAGAGUGGCGAAGCCGAGCCACAGUAGCAACGAGGGCCGUCCCUCGGGCACCCUCGGGCAGCCUGCGCGGCCCGGCGCGGGACCGGUCACGGCGCCGUGCGUCAGCACCGCGGAGCAGCUGAGCAGCAGGAUGGCGUGCGCGCCGGCACGACAUCCGAGCGCUCACCGACCGCAGGAAGGCGUUGAGCGUGGAUGUAGUCACGAGCCCCGCCCAUCAACCGCAAGGGCGGGGCAACGAGCAGCCCAUGGCAGCCACCACCACCCCGCACAGCCACCAGGCCCGGAUCCACCGCGCCGGAUCUACCACCUCCGGCAUGGAUGGGGUCGCCGCCGCCGUCGCCGCGAUUGCACCCAAACGAACGGGAAGAGACGGAGAGCCCCGCCGCCACCUUCAUCACGACCUCAGGGGAACUGCCGGAGGGCUCUGGUGGCAGCGAGGAUGAGGGCCGCGAGGAGGGAGGUGGGUGGUGGCUCAGGCGUGCUCCGCCCGUGUCGCCCUGGGCGAGCGACGCGGGGGACGGGGUUUAUCACAGAUUUACUGGGGGCCAUUCUAGAACCAACGGGAUUUACUCGCGCCGUGCCGGGAACCGGUCUCGAAGACGACGGCUACAGCAGGAUCUGGUACUUCUACCACGCCAAGAAGUUCACGAACACCAGAGGCAAGCUCAGCGGGUACAGGCAGCGCGCGGUCACCGGCGGCGGCGGCACGUGCUGGCACUCGGAGAUAAGGCGCAAGGACGUCCAGGGAUCCGGUGGCGGCACGUUCUGCACCUUCUCCUACGGCCGCAAGACGGAGCCCUCCUCUCGAUCGAUCGCCAGAAUGGGGUGGUGCAUGGUGGAAUACGACUUCGUCGCCGCCGACAAGAAACAAGACGAAGCCGCCGCCGACAGCAGCAACUACGUGCUCUGCAAGGUCUACCGCUCGCCUCGCGUGAAAGGAAAUUUGGCGUCGGCGUCCUCCUCUACCAAGAAGUCCUCGUCCAAGCAGACGGCCAAGAAGAGGAAGGCCGGCGGCAGUGACCACCCCAAGGCGCCGCCGGCCAAGUCGAUCCAGCAACAAGAACAGGUGCAGCAGGAUACUACCGCCUGCUAUCAGCCACAAGGCGUGGAGUCGGAGCACGGCGGCGACUUCAACGUCAACAUCGAGGACAUAAACUUCUACGUCGACGAGAGCAUGCUGCGAGACGAGCUGGAGCAGGGACUGCAGCAGCCAAUCGCCGAGCCGGAGACUGCCGUGCAACGACAGCGAGGCGCACAGUCUGAGCACGAAGAGUUCACCGUGGAGUGGUUAUUACGAGGUGAGCCGCAGCAGCCGAUCAUCGAGCCGCCGCCGGGGCAUGGCGGCGAGGUCAUCCAGAUGCCGUGCGGUCCGGUGGUGCCCGUGGUGGCGGAAGCCAUCGUCGAGGAUAUGCUCGGGCUCGGCCCGGAGACAGUAUACGGUCAGUGGAGCGAUGGCAUGACAACAGCAAGUAUACCAUGGAGCAGCUACGCGCCGACGACGUUGUACACAGGAUGCAGCAGCGUUCUUCAAGGAUCUGAUCCCCUCCAGCUUCCAUAUCUGACGUGUUGA
Messenger RNA from Miscanthus lutarioriparius, 1578 nucleotides. NCBI's taxonomy places the organism in Eukaryota, Viridiplantae, Streptophyta, Magnoliopsida, Poales, Poaceae. The record is from the annotation of a GenBank genome assembly.